Molecule: messenger RNA, 1046 nt
Organism: Bemisia tabaci
Lineage: Eukaryota; Metazoa; Arthropoda; Insecta; Hemiptera; Aleyrodidae
Product: corrinoid adenosyltransferase MMAB
Molecular function (GO): corrinoid adenosyltransferase activity
Source: RefSeq, a predicted model, not a curated record
UGUCUGUGUCUUUCAGUGAUAAGAGAGACGUGAGAACUGAAGUUUUGUUUCUGCGUGCUUGCCUUGAAGUUUUGGAACAUUGUGAUCAGGGAAUUUUAAUAGCAAUCCACUAAAAUUUGUAUCUGCUCCUUUAAAUCACUUUCUGUUUGUCUGCGCAACCGUCUAGAUUUCCAACAAAAAUAAGACCAGGAUCCUGACUGCCCAAGAAUGGAGAUCUUGACCAAAGUUAUGAGAUUACAAACUAAAUUUAGACCUUUGCUUACACGAUCAUGCUCUAAAAAUUCAUUCGCCUUUUCGAGAGACGGAGAUGAAGGAUUUUCAUCCAUAGAUGGUGUCAGAAUAUCAAAAGACAGCCACAUACUGGAAGCAGUUGGAACAACUGAGGAACUCUCAUGCUUUUUAGGGUUAGCCAGAGAAUAUGCCGUUGACAACAAACAUCCAUACAGUGACAAGAUUACAAGGAUACAGACAAUGCUUGUAGACAUCUCAGCAGACAUCAUGAAAAUACCGUCUCUAGGUGACAAUCACGAUUCAAAGCAAGAGGAGAAAUCUUUAAUCACAUCUUGUAACACCAAAGAGUUAGAGGAGUGGAUUGAAGAGUACUCUAAACAUUUACCUCCCCUUGAGAACCAUAUUUUGCCGGAUGGUGGCAAGUCUUGCACAACCUUGCACAUAGCCCGAGUUGUUUGCAGACGAGCAGAGCGGUCAGUCACCCCUUUAGUGCGAGAAAAACGGUUAGGCAAAGAAAUCCUCAUAUAUUUCAACAGGCUAGCUGAUUUUCUCCUCACUGUGUCGAGGUAUGCAGCGAAAGUCGAGGGUAAAGUAGAGAACAUUUACACACCUGUCAGCAGCCCCAAAGAGAAGGAUAAAGAGCAGGCCAAGCAAGCAUAAACUGUCAGUAAUUGUAUCAUAGAAUUAGUUUUAGUCGUAUUGUAUUAUACUGUUCAGGUUUUCCUGGCUCAUGUUUUUUGUUCUUAUAAGUUUUGUUCAUAUACCUUUUGAUUAAACAAUAGGUAUUAAAUUUUUCAUUUUUACUCCCUCGAUAA